Gloeophyllum trabeum ATCC 11539 is the source of this 1450-nucleotide messenger RNA. RefSeq lists its product as uncharacterized. The record is from RefSeq and is a predicted model, not a curated record. NCBI's taxonomy places the organism in Eukaryota, Fungi, Basidiomycota, Agaricomycetes, Gloeophyllales, Gloeophyllaceae. The transcript has 2 exons. The coding region runs from base 1 to 1170 and encodes 389 amino acids.
AUGACCAGGGAAAUGGAUAUCUUGAACGCGGUGAUCCCAGGAUCGCGCAAGCCGAUUAGCUUGCCGUCUAGCAUGGCACCCUCGCCCGAGUCAGACGACUCUGGCCUGUCUAGCUCGCCCGCGAGCAGCCGCUCGAAUUACUCAUCGCUAUCUAAUGUACGAAGGAAACCACGAGUAACAUAUCAAUCGCCCUCAGCGACACAUCCUGCCGACCUGCGCAUCGAGCCGCGCUCCUCCCCUACCAAGUCAGAAGCCUACUCCUCCAGCAGCUCACACUCCAAACGCUCCGCUAAUACAUCAGACAAUCAGAAGAAGGACUCUAAGAAAGAUGACACGGGCAAAGACGCCAAGGAGAAAGCGAAGACCUCCAUGGGUCCGCCCCUGCCUCUCUACCACCCCCUUGGCAAGCUCGCGCUGUCCUUGGGGGAACUCGACCCAGAGCAGUUCGGCCUCCCGCGAACAGUCGUCGUCGACGACUCUGCGCGUCGCGCCUCGAACCGGACGCGUCGGCCCGUCGCGAAGCUGCGCGACGCCUCCGAGGACAAGCCGCCCAGCAAUACGGCGGCAUCCCCUCCCGAGGAACAUGACGCUAACCCCGCCGCCGUCGAGAAGGAUGUGGUGAAGGCGAGCCCGCGGAAGCGGCGCGGCGGGGGAGGAAAGAGGAAGAGGAAGGACGUGGACGACGGCGAUAGCGCCUACCCCGCAAAGAGGACGCGCAACCCUCGGUCUGCGGCUGUCGUCCCCGACGAAGAGCCGGUAGAGGAGCAGGCGGAGCCCGAGGAGGUUGUGGAGGAGAAGAAACCGGAGAGAAGGUCGCGCAGAACGAGGAAUACGGUCGGGAGGAGGAAUUCGAGCGACAGUGACGCCACUAACAUGUCCUCGCGCACACAGAAAGAGAAGAUGGACGUGGACAGUACGCCUGCUGCCGAGGAGAACAUGAAUGCGGCGGCGGCGGAAGGUGCGUUUGCACCUCCCACGCAGCAGAUGAAGGAAAGGAAAGAUGCCGGCAAGGAGCCGGCCCCCGAAGUCGCCGAGCCUGUUCAAGAUACUCCAGAGGAUAUCAAGCCUGACAUCGAGACAUCUGCUGUCGAAGAGAAGGCGCUGGAAAAGCAGGAAAAGGAGGAAGGCGAGCUCAGCGAGGAGCCCGAGGACAUCCCUCCGAAAGUCUAGUCCCUUCAAGUGUUUAUUGCAUAUUUCAAUCAUCGUCGGACACACUUCCUCCCCCCUCUCGCAUCCACGGAAACACAUCUUCAUCUCCCCCAGCCUCAUAUUGUCUCAUUAUUAUCUUAUCUCUCCUCUUGUGCCGAUCCCUUUCUUAUCGCUGUCAUUCGCCUGCUUGCGUGCUAUGUUUGUCUCACUUUUGCUUUGGUACAGAGGUCUGUCUGUUGUGCAAUCAUGUCCCAAUUGUAUAGUUUUCCUCGCCCCCGUCUCAUCUACCUAGUGUCUUAUC